This is a messenger RNA of Malania oleifera, 1096 nucleotides long. Its product is annotated as gamma-glutamylcyclotransferase 2-3. Gene Ontology annotation, cellular component: cytoplasm. The coding region runs from base 220 to 789 and encodes 189 amino acids. The record is from RefSeq and is a predicted model, not a curated record. NCBI's taxonomy places the organism in Eukaryota, Viridiplantae, Streptophyta, Magnoliopsida, Santalales, Ximeniaceae. Gene Ontology annotation, molecular function: glutathione specific gamma-glutamylcyclotransferase activity; gamma-glutamylcyclotransferase activity. The transcript is spliced from 8 exons. Gene Ontology annotation, biological process: glutathione catabolic process.
UUGCUGAAACAGGACCAGAUACAGAAUGGCGAACGGUAGGAAGGGGGUCCACUAGCGGUAGCCCAUUUCCUCCAACGCCAUUCGUGCCUGCUGUGCGGCCAAACCCAAUUAGGACUUGAAUUCUGCCUCAUUCCUCUGCCCUUCUUCUUCUUCUUCCUUCGGAUGGCAUAGAGGGAGGGAGGGAGGGAGGGAGCAGCCCUUCUUCACCAGAGAAGAAAGAUGGUGUUUUGGGUUUUUGGGUACGGCUCUUUGAUAUGGAAGGCAGGGUUUAACUACGACGCUCGCCUUGUGGGUUUCAUCAAAGGCUAUCGGCGUGUUUUCUAUCAAGGGAGUACGGACCACAGAGGGACGCCAGAGUACCCGGGAAGGACAGUUACCUUGGAGCCUGCUGAGGGGGAAGUAUGCUGGGGAGUUGCCUACAAGAUCUCUGGGAAAGAAGAUGAGCAGAUUGCAUUAACAUAUCUAGAAGUGAGGGAGAAGCAGUAUGAUCAGAAAGCACAUCUUGAUUUCUUCACUGAUCCGGUGGUGACAACUCCAGCCAUUUCUGGAGUAAUGGUAUACAUAGCAUCUGCAGAUCAGAAGCUCAACGUGAACUACUUGGGACCUGCAUCACUUGAAGAGAUUGCCAAACAAAUUAUUCAUGCUGAAGGCCCCUCAGGCCCCAACAGAGACUACCUUUUCCAACUUGAAACUGCUCUUCUUCAAUUUGGCUGCAAGGACAAACAUGUAAUGGAUCUUGCGAAUGAGGUGAGGCGCCUGCUCUCAGGGAAAGGCCUGACUACUACUUGAUCCCUUUUAACAUCUAUUUAAGUGCUCAAACUUGAGCAGCCUUCAAAAUUGAUGUUUUAAAAAUUAAAUAGUUGGUGAUUGAAGAAAUAUUGCUGGUACUCGGUUCUGCGGCAUGUCGGCUUGAUGACAAUGUACUAAUGCUCAUCAAGUGAAACUUAAAAUCUUUCAUUGUUAUGAAGUCUGCCUAUGUUAAGAAACUCCCUGCAUAUGUCAAGGGGAAUGGCCGAGGUAUCCUCAUUCCCUCUGGAGUAAUGGUUCAUGGAAGUCGCAAGUUUGUCUAUUUCACUCAGCAUUAAACAAAUUUUUU